Molecule: messenger RNA, 2066 nt
Organism: Eutrema salsugineum
Lineage: Eukaryota; Viridiplantae; Streptophyta; Magnoliopsida; Brassicales; Brassicaceae
Exons: 6
Coding region: 263-1849 (528 amino acids)
Source: RefSeq, a predicted model, not a curated record
GAUACGAUUCGUUAAUUGCAAUUCUGAAGUAAAGUAUUCUUUUUUGAUUUAGUUUAAGUUAGAAAAAGUGAGCUUCAAGUUCACGCUUGUAAAGGUGUCAGUUGCAGCUCACUCUCGCCAUGUUCUCUCUUCUCGCGCUCUUUGUGUGUUGCUCUAUAAUUUUGGGAUUUAUAAAAAGAUAAAAUUGAAUGCAGAGGUUCUCUUGCUGUGAAGAGUUGGUUCGGUUUUCGGAUUAGGGAUUUCGUUUGAUGCUGAGAAGAAGAUGGAGGAGAUGCGUAGAGGCGUGCCUACGUGGCAGGACGAGUUAGCAAGUCUCAUGGACGGUGGAUUACAAUACGACGACGGAUCUCCGAUCCCUCUGACGCCGGGUUCUGAAUCAAGGUCAAAGAGCCCGACUUUCGGGUCGGUAGAUGGAUCCGGGUCUGGAUCCGAAUCGGUGGAGAGUUUGAAGGAUCAAGUGACGGGGUUUAUCAAGUCAUGGGGAGAAAUGCUUCUGGAUCUCGCCAUCGGGUGCAAGGACGUUGUGCAGCAGACUCUGGUGAGUGAAGACUCGGUCGUCGUGCGUAAGCUCCGAAAACCAGCUGCCAAGGUUGCAAAGAAGCUAAGCUUUCUUAACGAGUUGUUGCCUGAGGAUCGUGAUCCGGUACAUGCCUGGCCUGUCAUUGUCUUCGUCUUCCUCAUAGCUCUCGCAGUAUUAAGUUUUAGUUCAGAGCAUGAGAAAUCCGUCCCCGUGUUGAAGAAAAUCCGUUUGCAUCCUCCCGGUGCAAGCCGUGUACAGCUUCCAGAUGGUAGAUAUUUAGCUUACCAGGAGCUUGGUGUUUCAGCUGACAGAGCUAGAUACUCUUUAAUUGUGCCUCAUUCAUUUCUUUCCUCUCGACUGGCAGGAAUACCUGGAGUCAAAGAAUCAUUGCUGGAGGAAUAUGGUGUCCGUUUAGUGUCAUAUGAUCUUCCAGGGUUUGGAGAAAGCGAUCCUCAUCGCGCUCGGAACCUUAGCUCAUCUGCCUCAGAUAUGAUUGACCUAGCUGCUGCUCUCGGGAUUGUUGAUAAGUUCUGGUUACUCGGCUAUUCCAGUGGUAGCAUGCAUGCCUGGGCUGCUAUGAGAUAUUUUCCUGACAGGAUAGCUGGAGUAGCCAUGUUAGCUCCUAUGAUCAGUCCAUACGAGCCAAGCAUGACCAAGGAAGAAAUGGCGAAAACGUGGGAGCAGUGGCUACGAAAGAGGAAAUUCAUAUACUUUUUAGCACGUCGGUGGCCAAGUCUUCUUCCUUUCUUCUACCGCAGGUCCUUUCUCUCCGGUAAUCUCGAGCCAAUGGAUCAGUGGAUGUCAAUAUCAUUAGGAGAGAAGGACAAACAUGUAAUCACGGAUCCAGUUUUUGAAGAUCUUUACCAAAGGAAUUUGGAAGAGUCGGUACGCCAAGGAACUGCAAAACCAUUUGUAGAAGAAGCCGUGUUGCAUGUAUCAAACUGGGGCUUUAAUCUUCCUGAGUUCAGCAUGCGGAAGAAGUGUAAAACCAACGGUGUCCUUUCUUGGCUAAUGUCAAUGUACAGCGAAUCAGAAUGUGAACUGAUCGGGUUUGGAAAACCCAUACACAUAUGGCAGGGUAUGGACGACCGAGUCACACCACCUUCAGUGACCGAUUACAUUAGCCGAGUCAUACCAGAAGCAACGGUACAUAGACUCCCAAACGAAGGCCACUUCUCUUACUUCUUUUUCUGCGAUGAGUGCCACAAGCAGAUCUUCUCUGCUCUAUUUAGACAACCUCAGGGUCCAAUAGAAUUAUCGGAACAAAGAACUGAAACCCAUAAACAACCGGAGAUCGGUUUAUCCGACACUAGCACUACCAAAGAGUAAGUAAACAGAGGUUAUAAAAGAACUAUAGAAACACGUUGUUCUUCGUCUUCGUUCCAUCAUGAAGAACUGUGUAAAUAACACCAAGAGGAUGCUUUCUUUCUUUUUCUUUGUUGUUGUUGAAAAGUUUAGAUUUGAUAUAGAUUGUAAACGAAGCAGACUUCAUUUGUGAUCACGUUUAGCACUACAAUGAGUGCAAGUGAAAAUAACUUUUUACUGA